GCUCUGCCUUGUUCAGCUCCUUGCCUCUGAGCUGCUGGCCUUGUUGUUCCCACGAUCGCAUUUGAUUACAACUGAGCUUCUUGCGUUUUCUCUAGAGUCCCAACAGGAUCUCUGUUUUGUCUUCGGCUAGGUAAGGGUAUGCCGUGAAAUAUCCCAACCCAAUGCCGCAGCCUGCCAAUUCCAACUCCCCCGCCGGCCGCGGGGUCAGCAAAAAUCCGCCGAUAAAAUCAAAGCCCCUCGAUAUUGGGAAACCGUUGGGGCUCUACGACACCAACUCCGUGCGAGCCAAGGUCCGUAAGUGGCAGCAACAGGGCGGCGGAGUGAUUACCGCCGACGAUGUUAUUUACUACGAGGAGGAUGAUGAGAAUGCUUCCACUGCCGAGUCGAAGCCGAAGCCUACAAACACUACAACGAGGAAGCGAAGCAAGAGUACCCCGCGAAAACGGUUGGUUAGUGAUGAACACUGGAAGCUGAAUCGAUCGUCAACGCAGGCGCCCAAAGCCAAACCUCCACCACCGAGACGUGGGCGUAUAGUCCCGGAGUACACCACAAACGAACCAUUACGUCCAGCGCGAUCAGCAAAAGGAGACGAUAAAGAGCCGCCUCUACUGUCUCCGCGGUUGUCUCCACGAAAGCGACGAGACGACAUUAAAGACGGUGCGGUUUCGCCACGGGCACUUCGAGAGAGACGGAAAUCGCAUGCGUCCGGCGAUAUUGAUUCCAUUAUCGAGAAGCUGGAGAAGGAGCAUGCGUCACAUAAUAAUUCGUCCAAGCCGUCAUCACGCCCUUCAACAGCUGAUAAGAAGCGGUCCAGCACAAUUUCAGAACCCGCGCAAAGUCCAAAAAAAAAGGAAUCAACCCUCGACUACGACUCUGAAUGGGCUGCCAGUGAGGCAGACUUUUCUGAAUUAUCGAGGCGACGUGCACGCGGCGCACCUCAUACUUCGAAACAUGCUCCAGCAAAGCCACCCAAGGGUGGCAUUCUUGGACAGAUUGUAGACGAAUCGAGGAAGAUGUUUAGUAAACCAGAGCCAAGGCCGGAGCCACCCAAGCAUCCGGCUCCGAAUCGAGGUGCCAAAAUUGAAGCAUGGCUGUCCAACACGCCUGACCCAUUCUUGGACGAUAAGAAUUCGGAUGUCGAAAUACCCGCGCCGCUGAAGACUAGAAGGAAGAAACACAUUGAAAUUGUGGACGAGCCAACAGAAGGAGACCAAACUCGAUUGUCUAGUCCUGAACCUUCGGGAGGCAGCGAUCUCCCGCAGAAAACUUCCAAGCGGCGAGUAAAGAGUGGAGAGACUACGUCUAGCGGCGAGCGACCAGGGUCGAGAGAUGAUAAACAUACUACCAAGGGGUUGCAGAGAGAUCCUUCGCCGUCUCUCCGGACAAGGAAAUCUAGCGAGAGGAAAACUAGCGAAAAGAAGCAGGGCAGGUCACCCUCUGGCACCAGCAAAGAUGGUAGCCGCAAGCUCGAUGAUAAAGAAAGAGCAUCUGGUGCUGGAACCCAACCAUUUGAGUCUGAAAUUCCAAGCAAGGACACCUCUGAAUCGCUGGUUCAAAAACGACAGGGAACCUGGGACGGGUCAGCAAAAACGUCCGAAGGUACCGAGAAAAAAAGGACUCCUUCUCAAACUACUUUCGCAAGUGAGGAAAGAGACAAGGUGGAUCCAGAUUCGCUAGCUAUCGUUUCCUCGCAAAUGAAGAAACUUACAACGCAUGACGACUUGAUGUCUGUUCUUUCAACAUCAACCACAAGAAGCAGGAGUCUCCGGUCUGCGAGGAGUCUCCGGAGCAGCAAAGAUAGAAAACCCACAGUCGCCGAUAUUCUGAAAGAACUAUCCCUGGAUGAAGCAAAGUAUAUGCGCGAGCUCAAGACCCUUGUGGGCGGAGUGAUCCCGGUUCUUCUGACAUGUGUUCUUUCUCGCUCUGACUCGGCCAUUGCUGCUGGCCUCUUUCGCCCUUCUGCGAACCCUCAGGAUGAGCUCACUUUCACCAAGCCAAUUGUGAACAUGGGUGUUGCCAUUGAACGACUGAAACUGUUACACAAGCGUAUUCCACUUGAUGCUGCAGAUGCCUUACUUCAAUGGGCACAGGGAGCACAGAAGGUUUACCGCGAAUACCUCAAGGCUUGGAGAUUAGGGUUCAAAGAUGUGGUGGUUAAUCUAGCCCCGCUAGAAGAAGGGGAAGAGGUAAAGGACGCCGAUACUAAGAGUCUCGAUGACGGCAUGUCUAGAGAUGAGAAUGGUGACAUUGUGGAUGGAGACGGACAGAAGGUUGAUGUUGCCUAUUUGCUGAAGCGGCCGCUGGUACGCUUGAAAUACCUCGCAAAGACUUUCAAAGGCAUCAACAUGCUAGAGCCGUCCCCCAAAGCCGAAGAGAUAUCUACGAACUAUCAAAACCUUGUAGUAGAGGCUCGUCGACGUGCGCGAGAAGAAAGGGCUAGGCUUGAGGACGAGUCGGCUGCCGCUAUUGACCCAAGUCGCGCUCGUGAUCCUGAGACCUUGGGAGCGUUGACGGGUGUCACCAUCGACAAGACUCGCAGAGUUCGUGCCCGCGAUUUCUUCAACCUGUCACUCUACCAUUCAAGUGGCCAGGUUAUCGACUGUCGUUCUGAGAUUCUGUUUCGUGAUAACGCUGCUGAGCAUGGUCCUGGUGGAGAUUUGCUUAUAUGCGAAGUUGACCAUGCAGACCGUUGGUUGCUCUUCCCUCCCAUAGAUAUCGGAUGCGUUUCUGCGCGCAAUGGAGAUAAAAAGGGAGAGAUUGUGGUUAUGAUUCGCAGCCCGCCUGGACGGGAACGGCGCUUUCAAGAACUCUUAUCGCUCGAAAUCGAUGAGGAAGAUGUAGGCAUGGAAUGGAUUCAAAUGCUUGGUAGAACACCUAUUCCACCUGCUAUCUCCCGGUCUCAGAGCUUUAUUGAACGCGCAAGGCAACGACAACGCGCGCAAACGGUGUCUUCGCCAAAUGAAGUCUCUUUGGCUCAGCGAACUCCUCCAAGCCCAACGAACGUUGCCAUUCCCAUUGGAGAGAAACCAACGUCCUCCCAUGCAUCGCGACGCUCCUGGACUGCUAAGGAAUCAUGGUCAGAUCCCAGCGCCAUUGAUUCGUUCGCAGCUACCGAAUCUCAGGUCUCAUCACAUACUGAUAUUACACGCCAAUCAGACUGUGAUCUCACAGAGAAAGAGUCAUCUAAGCCUUUCGCAAAUACCCAAUCGAUUCUUCAUUCCAGGGACCCGCGAAAGCUUGUUACUAGUGAUGAUAAGUCCCCUCAAGGUCUCAAGCGCUCCGGCGCAAAGAGAAUAUCUAAAUAUGGUGAACUCGGCCCCCAGAGCCCUCUCUCGCCUACGGGUGCGUCUCCUUCGACUCCGUCACGGAAUCGGGAAGAAAUCAAACGCGCGGAGCAACCUCCAUCGCACCAUCAGAAACAAGCCACCCCAAAGACCCCCACUAGAGCGGAAUCGACGGAGAGUCCGCGAGUUUCCUCAGUGCCUUCAGCGGAUCUGCCUUCUAUUCCCAAGCUCCGCCAAGGUAGUAGUACUUCAUACAUACCAGAUCCCGAGCCAGAAGAAGAGUAUGAUAUAUACUACAACCUUCUUCCCGAAACUCCAACAAAGAGCAAGAGGCAUUCUUGUUCCGGCUCCGAAUCUGACGCGUCAAACGGAGAUGGGCCUCCACCGCCUCCUCCCCAUUCGCGCUCGCCCAGUUCCACCGGCUCUAGCCUGCCAGGCACCCCGAUUCUGAGUCCAACUGCUGGACGAAUGAGACGGCGGGGUUCUUCACCUCUGAAACACGAAUAUGAACCUUCCACCGCGUCCGAUUCUUACUCUGACUCUGAUACCUCUACCGUGCGCCGCUAUGACAUGUAUUCUGAUUCGGAUAGCGUUACGGACAGUUCAGAUGAGGACUCAGAGGACGAAAUCCCCUCUAGAGUACGGUCAAGGACCUCUCGAGGGGUCUCCCGGCUUGAGGAGCAAGAAUCGGACCUGAGUACUCUAUCGUUGACGAAUUCGACAAGUCAGGCCGGUUAUCGAUCCGUCCCAUCCCAGCCAAGCAAGUCGUCUUCUGCUUUCGCCACUGUUUUUGCUUGGUCGGAUAAGGGCUCUUGGGAAAGCAUCUUCCCAGAUGAAUGCAAGGUCAUUAUCAGCCCUGGGCUUGUUGAAGCCUAUGAAAUGAAGGAUGACCCGCUUGCAAAUGGCGAUAACGCACCGAAUAAUGUUCGCCCGAUUAUUGCUCUCGAAUUGACGCCGCUGGUCCCUAUACGCCGUGGUACAGCCAUCGAUAUUAGCAUUCGCUCUCCUCCAACCCCGCGGUCCAGAGUCAGCUGGAGCAAUAAUAUCAUGUUCCGCUCCAGGAACGCGGAGGAAUGUGAGGUUCUAUAUGGCCUGAUCAACCAAGCCCGCACUAACAACCCGACAUACAUCGCUCUACAAAACGCUCGAGGACCGUUGGACGACAUUCCAGCUCCAUUAGAGCGUGCGACUAAGAGCUCCGGCUUCUUUGGCUGGCCCCGCCGCAGAAAGAGCUACCGUGCCUCUGCCUCUCCGCGCUCCCUCGCAGACAACUCUGAAAGUAGCGUAGGCACCAUGAGCAGCGCUUUCUCCGCUCUAAAACGCUUCGGUGCGGGAAGCAAGAUGUUCAGCAUCUCCCGGUCCUCCGUCAGUUCACGCAAGAAGGACGCCGAGGGAAGCUUAUAUUCUAGUUCCGCCGCCUCCGGUGGAUUCAACAGCGGUGGCAUCGGCCGCAUCGCAGCAGCCAUCAAGGGUGUCGACGGAAUUGGCCUCUCAAACGCGAAGAUCCGCCUCUACGCCCGCGAAACCCAGUCCAAAUGGCGCGAUAUGGGUGCCGCCCGGCUGACGAUCAUGCCCGCACCCUCACGACGCUCAUCGGCUGAACACCACCAAGCAGACACCGCAACAACUACGCCUGAUGAGAACCCAGAAGCAAGCACAGACGCGAUCAGCCCGCCAUCCUCCGGCGCUGCCUCGCCGCAACGGGUCAUGGAGCAGCGCAACAAGAAACGCAUCAUCAUCCGCGGGAAAACACGCGGCGAAGUCCUCCUUGACGUUUGCUUGGAUGAGAGCUGCUUCGAGCGCGUCGCAAGAACAGGUAUUGCCGUUUCUGUACGUGAGGAGGACGAAGACGGGCCCCCUGUUACUGAAAAGGGUGGUGUCACCAUUGGAAGUUCUCGUGUUUACAUGAUUCAGAUGAAAGGUGAAGCCGAAGCGGCGUACACAUUUGGACUUGUCGGGAAGAUGAAGUAUUAGUAACCCAGCCCAUUAUGUCUACACGAGUUGUGUCUAUUCUCCUCCGAUCUGUUCUCCGCCCUCUUCUCUCUGACUAUGGCUUCAUGUUUUAUUGUCUCGUAUUUAAGCCCUGCAUUGCAUUUUGGCGGAUUGUUUUUUGUCUUCCCUCAUUUACUUCAUUUUCUCUUGGUUCGCAGCAUAUACAUUUUCAUAUACUUGAUACAUCCACAUACCCCUACGCGCUGAUUCACCUUAACCAGGCCAUUAUUGCAAGCGGAACCUAUUCCGGCUUCCACAUAACUACUUAGUCUGAAGUCAAUUAGCUCAAA
This is a messenger RNA of Aspergillus nidulans FGSC A4, 5566 nucleotides long. RefSeq lists its product as uncharacterized. Bases 162 to 5258 code for a protein of 1698 amino acids. The record is from RefSeq and is a predicted model, not a curated record. Gene Ontology annotation, cellular component: nucleus. Lineage: Eukaryota; Fungi; Ascomycota; Eurotiomycetes; Eurotiales; Aspergillaceae. The transcript has 2 exons.